Molecule: messenger RNA, 1896 nt
Organism: Linum tenue
Lineage: Eukaryota; Viridiplantae; Streptophyta; Magnoliopsida; Malpighiales; Linaceae
Source: the annotation of a GenBank genome assembly
GUCAGAUCAGGUGAAGUGGCGCGAAAGAAAUGUCCAGUGAAAGCCGAAAGGGUAGGGUAUUCAGUAGAGUAUAUGCUGUGUGCUCGCUGGCUCUUCCCUGUCCGUUAAACUCCCUCCUCAAUUCAAGAUAACACCCGCCAGCCCUCAUCGCCGCCGCUCCAAACCUCACGAUGUACAGCUGCGGCCGGGGCCUCCCGUCUUGGCCCAGCCAGCCGCUGAUUCAACCCGGCUUCCCCAAUCCUCAAGCUUUCUUCUGUGCUUGCAAAUCCACCGUUAACUCGCCGGAGCAGACGACGUCAUCCUUACAAACCCGCUCGGAUGGCCGUCGAUGGUCCGAGCGCCAAUGGUACAAUCCUCUCGGCCGCCUCUGGAUCGACGCGGACCACCGUCCAAUUGCAUCAUCAUCGCAAGAGAGAAUCACCGUUGUCUCGUAUAACAUACUGGGGGAUCGAAACGCUUUCAAUCACAGAGACCUAUACCUGGAGGUUCCUUCUGCCUACUUGAAUUGGGAUUAUCGCAGAAGGCUCAUUUGCGAGGAAUUAACUGGGUACGAUUGCGAUGUCAUCUGUCUACAGUGUGUUCAUUCUUACGACAGGAGGUGGAUAGGUACGUUGAUUUACUCAAAGUCAUGCAGAAAGCUGGGUAUGAGGGUUCCUAUAAGAGGUGUACUGGGGAUAAGGUUGACGGAUGUGCUGUGUUCUGGAAAGCUGAUAAGUAAGGAAGUCAAACUAAUAUGGAUUGCUUUGUUUAGCUGCGACUUGUCGUCUAAGAGGUUCGCUUGUGGUGGUAGGUUGCGUCUUUUAGAAGGAGAGAGCAUCGAAUUUAAGCAACUUGGUCUUCGCGAUAAUGUUGCUCAAAUCUUUGUUUUUGAGUCUGUCAUCAGCUCGAUCCUUUAUAUGUCUGACUUCCUUGUUUACAGACAGACCUCUGAAGCUGAAUCAAGAAGGAUUGUUAUCGGUAACAUCCAUGUGAUCUAUCGUCCAAGUCGAGGAGAUGUCAAAUUAGGCCAAAUUCGUUUUCUCUCUUCGAGGGCACAGUAUCUCUCAGAGAAAUGGGGUAACGUCCCUGUUAUUUUGACCGGUGACUUCAAUAGCACUCCCCAGCUCAAUGUAAAGUUGCACGAUAGAAAAAACUUGUCUGGACAGAGGAACUUCCAUCCCACUGAAGUUUUCGGUGCCAAAAGAGAAGCUGGAAGUCCCUUUGUAUUAAUAGACAGGUUUCUCGAGAGUUCCUGGACAGCUGAGGAAGUUGAGGCUGCAACUGGCCACUCUAACCGUGAUUUUGCUAAACACCCUUUGAAGCUCUGCAGCUCCUAUGCCACAGUUCAUGGUUCCAAAACGACAAGAGACCUCAGUGGUGAACCUCUAGCAACAUCAUUCCACUCAAAAUUUGUUGGGACUGUUGACUACCUGUGGCAUUCUAGUGGAAUUCAGGCCACCGGAGUUCUCGAUACUCUUCCGUUGGAUUUCCUCAAGAGAAUAGGCGGUCUUCCUUGCAAGAAGCUAGGAAGUGAUCACUUAGCUCUGGUUUCAGAAUUCGCCUUCACAGAAGUAACAAAAGAAGCCAUCGAAACAGAUUAAUCUGCAAGCUCAGCAUCUCCUAAGAUGGAUGGAAUUCUACUAUGAAGCUUGCAUAGGCGGAGCCGUGUGUUGUAUAUGUGUGAACGAGCCGGUGAUGGCUAUUUCAGCUUAAUCUUAUGUCUCGAGUUUGAAAUUUGUUCAGAACAAGAACCACCAUUCCUUGAAUUUUUUCCUCUCUUCUUAACUUUUUUAUUUUUAUUUUGAGUGAGACAAAUUUAAGGUAUGAGAUUAAAAGUUUUUCAGUUUUUCUUACUUUUUUUUUUAAUCGGUUUGUAUCUGUUUUAACUUAGAUUUUUUUUUAGUCGAACGCUUCUCA